This is a messenger RNA of Angiostrongylus costaricensis, 903 nucleotides long. Lineage: Eukaryota; Metazoa; Nematoda; Chromadorea; Rhabditida; Metastrongylidae. The record is from the annotation of a GenBank genome assembly.
AUGACUUCAUUUUCUGUGUCACCAAUGAUGCGCUUGGUUCAAGCUGUAGCAGUGCAGAGGUUUUCAUGUCGUAACUCAGCAGAAAUUGGAUUGAAGAAGAGAAUGGAAGAGCUGAAACAUAUACCGGAUUUCCCGUUGAUUUAUCCUGAUUUUCUUCAAUCGCCAGUAUGGAAUCGUCGUAAUAAAUUGAAGGAAGAGCUUGAGCACCAAGAUAUGCUUGAGCGUCGUAUGAAUAUAGAUAUACCGGAAUUUUAUGUCGGUUCUAUCCUUGCGGUAACCACUUCAGAGAAGUAUCUUGGUAGUAAAGAACAUCGUUUCGUUGGAAUUUGCAUUCGUAGAGAAAAAGAAGGUCUUCAUCAUCAGUUUACGCUUCGAAAUGUUAUUGAAGGAAUUGGUGUUGAAGUUAUGUACGACCUAUACAAUCCUACGAUUAGAAAAAUUGAAACACUGAAAUUAGAGAAGAGAUUAGACAGAGAUCUGAGUUACUUGGCCGAUGCACUGCCCGAGUACAGCACGUUCGACUUUCACAUGGAGCCAACUUCGCAUCCAGCCGGCGCACCUGUUCCCAUCAACCCAAUUAAGGUCAAGUUACAACCACCACCAUGGUCACGUCGAUGGGAGCUGUAUGACUAUAAAGGUAUAGAUGGUGCUUGGGCGGGGGCAACUCCAUACUUCAAACGGAAAUUCCACAAGACUAAGAUGAACGACUAUCUUCGCUAUGACUUGAUUGCUGACUAUCGAGUUAGUUCGGAUUUAGAGCACGAGUUAAAUGUGGAGGAGAAGAUGCAAAAGUUUGAGAAAGAGCGACACGAAGCUGGGCUCACCCGCCGUCGCAUAUUUCGAAGUGCAGCUGCCUUAAAUAGACCAUCUUCACAAAUUUUGGACGUCAGCAUAGAUUCUUAG